Messenger RNA from Protopolystoma xenopodis, 285 nucleotides. NCBI's taxonomy places the organism in Eukaryota, Metazoa, Platyhelminthes, Monogenea, Polystomatidea, Polystomatidae. The record is from the annotation of a GenBank genome assembly.
AUGACAAGUCGAAUCAUUUCUUCCUCAGCCUCGCAGGAUAAGCUAGCAAGCGAUGAUCAGGAUCGGCCAUUUAUACCGAGUUCCCGACCUUCCCGCUCUGUCACCGUGUGCUUAGAGACGUCCAGCUUGAACUCGGCCCCAGUACUCCCGAGGCCGGACCAAUCGAUCCGCGCUGUACUUGGUGCUGUUAAGCCGGACACUUGGAGCUUGAAGCGCGAUGCCCAUGUCAAGGGCUAUAUUCAAUCUGGCUGUGCAUCAUCUUCUCUUCUAAAUUGCUCACAUUAG